Indicator indicator is the source of this 1407-nucleotide messenger RNA. RefSeq names its product POC1 centriolar protein B (gene POC1B). Lineage: Eukaryota; Metazoa; Chordata; Aves; Piciformes; Indicatoridae. The transcript has 11 exons. Gene Ontology annotation, biological process: cilium assembly. Gene Ontology annotation, molecular function: protein binding. The record is from RefSeq and is a predicted model, not a curated record. Gene Ontology annotation, cellular component: centriole; ciliary basal body.
GCCCCGCUCACGCCCAUGGCCUCCGCGCUGGAGGACCCGGCCUUGAUCCGCUCUCUCCGAGGCCACCGAGCGGCGGUGACGGGCGUCGCCUUCAACGCAGAUGCCGCGGGGCUGGCUACCUCCUCUUUGGAUGGCCUUAUGGUGUGGAAGCUGAAGGAACAGUGCAGAGCCUACAGGUUUGUAGGCCAUGAGGAGGCAGUGACCAGUGUCCAGUUCUCAGCAGAUGGGCAGCUGCUGGCUUCAGCUUCUCAAGAUCAUACUGUCAGGCUCUGGAUUCCUUGCAUCCAUGGAGAGUCCUCAGUCCUGAGAGGUCAUACAGCAGCUGUUCGCAGCGUGAGCUUCUCCCAGGAUGGCCACUUGGUGGUUUCUGCAUCCAAUGACAAAUCCAUAAAGGUCUGGCAGGUGCCCACCCAGCGCCUCUCCUUCUCCCUCCUCCAGCACACUCAUUGGGUUCGCUCUGCCAAGUUUUCACCUGAUGGAAGGCUGAUAGCAUCUUGCAGUGAAGAUAAAUCUGUUAGGCUCUGGGAUACAAGAAAUAAAACUUGUAUUGAUAGCUUCUUAGAUUAUGGAGGAUUUUCAAAUUACGUGGAUUUCAACCCCAGUGGCACAUGUAUAGCUUCUGCAGGUUCCAACCACACAGUGAAGCUGUGGGAUAUUCGAAUGAAGCAGCUCCUGCAGCAUUACAAAGUUCACACAGCAGGGGUUAAUUGUGUGGCAUUCCAUCCUUCUGGGAACUACCUCAUCACUGCUUCUACUGAUGGGACCAUGAAGAUUUUGGAUGUUUUAGAAGGAAGACUUAUUUACACUAUCUAUGGACACAAGGUUUAGGUUUUGAGCACUGACCCGGCUUCAGGUUGUUAUUGAUGUGCUGGCUUCUUGCAGGUGUUUCUAUGGAAAACAAACUUUGACUCCUUUGAUUACAAAGAGGUUCUUAAACAUCACAUUAGAAGAACACAGCCUGAUGAUCCUCCUCAUCUUCUGGAUAUUUACCCAAGGGCACCUCAUCGCCAUGAGGAUCAAAAAGUUGAGUCAGUGCAGGUUGACCCUACCUUUGAUGUGGCUGAUACACAAACCCUUGACCCACCUGUCACAGAGAUUAGAACCUCUUCAGCCUUCAGUGCUCAGGAUGAUGUCAGCAGUGACACUGCUCCCCCUCCUUCAGACUUGACAGCAAGUUCAAAAAGGGAGUCAGAGGAUGAGAGCAAAUACACUGUGUGUGAUGAGGACAAGCAGACAGACAUCUCCUGCUCCUUAGGCAAGGCUUUGCAGCACAUCGUGGAGCAGCUGGAUAUUUUAACUCUGACUGUUUCAAUCCUGGAACAACGUUUGACUUUGACUGAAGAUAAAUUGAAAGAAUGCUUAGAAAAUCAGCAAAAAAUGUUCCUGCAGGGAAGACAGGAAGAAUAA